GAAGAAAAAAGUGAAGAACGGAAUAGAGACGUGAAUGGCAACAUGGCAGCCAGAGCAGACGACUUUCUCGAAUCGCUUCUCACUGACGCUUUUAAGGGGAAAGGAUUUCAGAAAAUAAGCGAACUGCUUCAGGAGAGAGAAAUAGAGCCUCCCCAGAAAUACAGCAAAUCUCUCUUCAACCAGCUAGACAAAGCACUGAGAAAGGAGCUGGACAAGAAUGAAUUCCAGAACGUUUCGCUGCUGCUGAAAUGUAUUCAGCUCUACCUUAAAAGUGAUCUCCAAGAAGGGACGAGUUUGUUUAUUGAGCAAGGACUGGUUUUAACUGAUUCUUUUAAUUUUUACCUGGUGUCUUGGUUUAGAAGAGCAAGAGCAUUUGUGAUCCUCCUUGACCCAAACGAAAAUAAAUUUUUGAUGUUACUUCUCGAAGACUUCUUUGACUCUGCAUUGGUGAUUUGCAGGUGUAGUAAUGAAGGGAAGAAAGAGCUGGUGAAUUUAUUUUUACCUGAACUAGGGCAUCUAGUGACAGAAGCAAAUAUUUGCUGCGCUCUGCGGCAGGAGGCUUUGCGGACUCUCAACUCUAUACUUGACAGUGUCCCGCGGGAGGAGAGAAAGAAAUUCCCUCUGUCUGAAGAGAUGUGCUCACUCACGAAAGACCUUGCAAAAACUAUACUGGAGGUUGGUGAUUAUGACCUUCAGGUUGCCCUUUCAGAAGCACUUUGUAGGUUAAUGACAAAAAAAUGGAGGGAUGACCUUGUUCACCACUGGUUUGAAGAUAACUAUCUUGCUGAAGCUUUCAAAGAGAUCAAGGAUAGAGAAUUUGAGACGGACUGCAGAAAAUUUCUUAACCAGCUAAAUGAAAGGCUUGGGGAUGAAAGAAGAGUCUAUUCAUUUCCUUGCAUAUCUGCUUUUGCUGACACGAACGAGGUGAAGAAGCCAUCGGAUGAGAAGCUGGAGGAGUUCUGGAUCGACUUCAACACCGGCAGCCAGAGUGUGACUUUCUAUGUGGACAGUAAUGAGGGUGCUCUUUGGGACUCUGUGAGGCUGUCGAAAGAAGCAGUCAGCAGUUACAGCCUGAAGGAGGAUGAUGGAAAAAAGAUUGUUAAAAUUUACAUGAAGAUUCCUGCUACUUUUAACAAAACGGAAGCAACGAAAAUCAAAAUAUCUUUCAGUGCUGAGUUUGAAAUCUUAAGUAUACUUAGAAAAGUCCUGGGAGAUGAAAAAAUGAUGCAAAAGCAGAUAAAGCGUUUAAUAGUAGCUCCAGAGGGUGAAGCUGUAGUUUCCUUGCCUCCUUCAGCAAAAAAGUCCAAAACUCCAUCUCCAAGGAUGAAAGCUAAGCCUAGUGAGAAGCCCCUAGAAGAAGAACCCAUGGAGGAUUCAACACCAAGGAUAAGAAUGGGAAACCUUGAUGCAGGACUUCAUCGUUACUACAAGUUCUGCGUUUUAAGACCAAAUAACCUGAUGCGGAAAGAAAUCUAUGACUUUGAAAACUCGGACUCUGCAAGUCAUGAAAAGGAGUUACGAAAUAGGAAACAAGAACGAGGAAUCAAACAAGCUCGAGAGAAGGCCGAUGAAACGCUCUCAGAGGAGCUUGAAAUGGGUCCGCUAUCACUUGAUGCGUCUGCCAAGGACUAUUCCAGUGAUGAGGAGAAGGCCACGCAGAAGUUUCAUGAUGCAUCUGGCAAAUUGUCAAGAGAAGAAGAAAGUUUUGAGCGGAAGGACUCAGAUAUAUUCAGCGGCACUGUCAUAAAAAAGCCUAAAUUUUCCAGUUGGGAAACAAGUCAUUUGUCCUCUGACACUUCCUAUAAACCAAGGAAACUUUUUGAUUCUGUAGAGAAGGAAGCAGAGAUCCAAACAGGUCAGGAAAUGGAUGAUGGUGUGGAUGAUGCAUUUUUUUCCAAGAUGCUGCGUGAAGACUUCAGUGAUUCAGGGGUGAUUACUGCAUUUGAAAGCUUUAUCAGCCAACUAAAGAAAUUGUUCUGGUCCCGGUACAAAAGGAUGGAGACCAGUGCACAGAACGCCCUGAGGACUUCGGAGAAGAACGUGUCCGCCCUGCUGAGCAGGCUGAGUAAGUUGGAGACCUUCCAGAAGAUUGUUGUUGAAGAGCUUGCCAGUCUUGAGAAGGAAACUCAAAUCUUGGCAAACAUGGAGAAGGACGCAGUGGACUUCUGGAACACGCAGUUGCUCAAACUGAAUUCUUUUUGCAACCAGCAAAAGCAAAGAAUUCAGUCUGUUGACUCGGCCCUGGGUGAAACAGCAAAGAGUUUUGCCGACACCAUCCAGAAUACAACGUAUGAACGCCCAAUGAAGGAGGCAAUAGAAAACAACGUGUUCACUGUUCCUUCUGACUAG
Molecule: messenger RNA, 2349 nt
Organism: Fulmarus glacialis (Northern fulmar)
Lineage: Eukaryota; Metazoa; Chordata; Aves; Procellariiformes; Procellariidae
Gene: SYCP2L
Product: synaptonemal complex protein 2-like
Exons: 28
Source: RefSeq, a predicted model, not a curated record